CGGGCUCUCUGCAUCCUGCCGGCCGGGUCCCACCGUCGCUGGGCGGAUGCAGCCUUCCGUUGCCCCUGCCUCUACCGAGCCUUUAGCCAUGCUGGACCCCGCAGGGCACUUCACAAAAAGAAAGAAAACAUCUCUUUGGUUCACAGUUGCCCUUUUGGUAGUGUCUGUUUUCAUACUGACCAUAGGCCUUGCAGCAACCACAAGAACUGAAAAUGUAACUGUGGGAGGCUAUUAUCCAGGAAUAAUACUUGGCUUUGGAUCCUUCCUAGGGAUUAUUGGGCUCCAUCUGGUUGAAAAUCGAAAGCAAAUGCUGAUAGCAUCUAUCGUGUUCAUCAGCUUUGGAGUGGUAGCAGCUUUUUGUUGUGCAAUCGUUGAUGGUGUGUUUGCAGCACGUCAUAUAGAACCCAGGCCUUUGUAUACUAAAAGGUGCCAGUAUUAUACAAGUGGAAUUGGAUACUUAUUUGAUGUCUACCAGACAGAGGUGACCUGUUAUGCCUUAAAUAACAAAUGCCAGCUGAAAGUGAAAAGUAACACCUGUUACUGCUGUGAUUUAUAUAACUGUGAAAACUCAGAACACUCUACCAGCUAUUAUGAAUUCCUUGGAGUGAGCAGCUGCCAGGAUGUGGUUCACCUCUAUCGAUUGCUUUGGUCAUCCACCGUCUUAAACAUCAUUGGUUUGUUCCUUGGCAUAAUCACAGCAGCCAUACUUGGAGCCUUUAAAGAUGUGGUGCCUGUUUCCCAAAUUGCCUUCAGCUCUGCUCCGCCACCACAGAUCCUUUACAAUCCUGCUCAGCAGAUCUUGACAUAUGCUGGAUUUUGUCCUUCAGCAGCUUCUGUCCCUCAUUAUCCUUCCUAUCAUCUGCCCCUUCAGCCUACCGGCAAUUUCCCAACAUCUUCGUCUACUGAUGUAUCUUUAGCUGAUGACCCCCAGCCACCUUCUCAGGCCAGCUGUAACCAUGGGGCGCCUCCUAAUGCUCCUCCAUUAUACACACCAGCCUAUUACUUGUCAGGUGAAAAGCCUCCACCGUACGUACCAUAGCCAAUAGAUUAUUAUCCACCUGUUUUUGAAAAGUAAAAUAGCUUUGGCAGUGAGAACAAUGUGUGCUGACUAGGUUAGCUUUCAUUCAUUAAUGUCAUUUUGUGUGGCAUUGUAUUUCACCAUUUUAAAUCUCAGUGUCAGAAUGGAAAAUGGGCAGCAUAAAUGUAAGCAAAUAAUUCAUGAAAUCAAUGUCAAUUGGCUACAAUUAGCAAUAUCAAGUGAUUUCUUUUUCACCCCAACAAAGAUAUCUUCUCUGGCAGAGUCACAAUUAAUUGCAUUUGAGAUUUAUGUCUGGUUAAAUUUAAGAUAAUGUUUUAAAAAUAGUAUGACCUAACUCUUAUUUACUAAGGAAAACCCUUAAACUGCUCUACAUCUCAUAUAACUUCUAUUAAACACUCAUAAUUAAUCAAAUCUGCCAGAAAAAUGGCAUUUAUUUUCAUAUGGAUCUUUCAAUAACUGUCAUUUGUGUUUUCCCUAUAUAUUUGUAUGCAAUUUGUGACCUGAGAUUUGUAUUACAAUAUCCUGAGAAGAGCAGAAUCCCAAAAUUAUAAUGCAAUCUGAGAUAUGCAUUGUUACUUUUCCUUUAAAAUGUGGACCAAACCAAACUGCCCAAUUUUCCUGAGGCAGAACUAUAUUGAAUUGUAUUCAGGAUCAGGUAUAAUAAUAAAUAAGGUUAGUCAAAACUAAAAUAAUAUCCCUACAGUCACCCACAUAGAUUAGCAAUUCAGAUACACAUUUGUUUCAUAUGUGCUUUAACUCUCAAACAACCCCCAUCCAUCUUUUCUAUAGGAAUGCAAGGUUUAUUGAUCUUUUCAUUUUAUUAUGCAAAAUCAACAAUUUGGUGAUUUAUUUUAUCUCCAGUGAAAAUUUACCUAACUAUUUCUGAGCAUAUAUAUAUAUAGCCAACUGUCUUAGGGUCAUCAGAGAUAGAGGUGUAUCUCUGUUUUUCUGCUUAUUCAGUAUCUUCUUUUGGGUAAAGAUGUCUUCCAAAAGAUUGUGGUAGUUAUUUUACAAUAAAAUAUUAUGUACAUAUUUUUCAUAUUUUCAGAGUAUGCAUUUUAUCAAAUGGAGGGAUAAAUAAUCUAAUCUAGUAUGAUCUAGAUUCUUCCCCUUCCCAUCCCACGGUACUAUAUUGAAAUAUGGACUAUAUUUUAAAUAUUUGGAUUUGUUCUCCUUGUCUGAAUAGUUUGUGCUGUCUAGGACUUAAAUAAAGUUAUUGCUUUCUGCAAACUGCAGGUUCAGCCAAUUAAUAAUUGGGCAGAAGA
This is a messenger RNA of Pantherophis guttatus, 2304 nucleotides long. It is a transcript of the gene TMEM255B, whose product is annotated as transmembrane protein 255B. NCBI's taxonomy places the organism in Eukaryota, Metazoa, Chordata, Lepidosauria, Squamata, Colubridae. The record is from RefSeq and is a predicted model, not a curated record.